Messenger RNA from Callorhinchus milii (elephant shark), 6254 nucleotides. It is a transcript of the gene cep295, whose product is annotated as centrosomal protein 295. The record is from RefSeq and is a predicted model, not a curated record. The transcript is spliced from 29 exons. Lineage: Eukaryota; Metazoa; Chordata; Chondrichthyes; Chimaeriformes; Callorhinchidae. Gene Ontology annotation, cellular component: cytosol; centriole; centrosome. Gene Ontology annotation, biological process: regulation of centriole replication. The coding region runs from base 25 to 5916 and encodes 1963 amino acids.
AGCAUCUAUGGAGAAAUCACAAGGAUGAAAAGAAAAGUGGCCAAAGUGGGUGGACUUCGCCUUAGUCCGAAUGAAGAGAGCAUUUUGAUAAAGGAGGAGCUUGAAAGAAGAAGGAAACUAAGGUUAAAACAGGUCAGAGAACAGGAACGUUGCAUUGCUCUACAGAUCCGUGAGGAAGUAAAACAGCGUCGUAAUCAGCAACUCGAACUGUUGGCAGAUGAAUUGAAGGCUGAAUGGCGUAAGGCACAGGUUGAGAAAGCGAAGACCCUGGAAAACCUCUAUCUGUGUAGUUUAAAGGCAGUGGGAGAUGGGCACAGACAAGCUAAAGAAAAUGAGCCAGAUCUGGAGACUUUCACCAAACAAGCAGCUGUGAAUCAACAAAAGGCUGAGAAAAGAUGCAGAGAAGCACUAAGGGAACUGAAACUGAUGAGAGAAAAGGAGUUUGAAGAACAAAGCAGAUGCGUUCAAGCUCGCAAGAAGGCACUCAUUGUAGAAAAAGAAAGAGCAAUGAAGAUUGCACAUCUUCCACCACCUCCACCGGAUCCUCUUGCUGAACUUGAUGUUUCAAAAUGCCCUGUAGUGAAGAUGCACGAUGUGGACAGCUUCUCUGUGACACACUAUCAUUUGCCUGAGCCUUGUGUGGAUAGGGAAAUGAAUACAGAACAGGUCAAUGCUCUGCUUGCUGCUGAGCAGGUAGGGCAUCAUUUGGAGGAAUUGCAAAAGGAAGCUGAGAGGGAGAGGAGAGAACAGCUGGAGAAAGCUAGAUUGAGGGGUAGCCAUGCUCUCCAAAUGGUUCAUUUGGCACAGGACAAAGAGAAACUGAUGAAGGAACUAGAAAAAAUGCAGCAUGCUGAUUUGACCCGUAGAAGACGUGUUGUGGCUCAAAUGCCACCUCAACUCUUUGAGCCACCAUAUAGACGUGUGGAAAUAAAAGCAGACAGGCAAAGAGAGAUGGAGUUUGCCUUUGAGGACAUGUAUUCUGGAGAUAAAAGGGUCAGAGGUGACUUGGUAUUGUGUCUUGAGCCUGAACCUUUACCAGCCCUGUCUGUUGGGACACAGGAUGAAGAUUUAGAUCUCUCAGUCGAUCCAGAGGGAUUUCAUAAGGAAGAGGAACACUUAAAAGAUCAGGAAAUGUUUGGAUCAAGAAAACCCGGAGAUGUUAAAAAGGGUGCAUAUCCUCGUGCUUCAGAAACACCAGCAGAAUGUAGUCAUCCAGCUGCAAAUCCAACUAAAGCAGCAUUAAAGAAGCUGUUAACCAAGAUCAGGGCGCAAAGGAAUAAUUGGACUUCAAGACCUGAAACAGAGAGUUCAAAUGAGGUUUUGACAAUUGAGUCUGGCUCUAUUGAGAGUAAAGAGGAACAACAAAGGAGUUCAUCGGAAUCCAUAGUUAACAUGGAUGUAGGUGAGGAACUUCUAGUUCAUUUCAACAAAGAGCAAGACAUGCCUGUAGAUACCAUAAUAGCUGGAAAUGCAACUUUAUUUCAUCCCAAGGAGCAAGCAAGCAUAAUUAGAUCUGAGAUAGACAGAAAGAAACAGUUGGAAGAGUUGGAGCAACAGAAACAACAGCAAUUGGUAUUACUACAGCAAUUUGAACAACAAAAACGGAACUUGAGAAAUUAUUUUGAGGAAGCCCAGUUUCAGCGGCAACUAAUCCAAACCCAAAUGGAGGAGAGAUUGAGAAGGGAUGUGGAAGACCGGAAUCAGGAAGCAUGCCAUGACUAUGAGCCCAAAGCAUUGGAUAGGAAAGAAGAUAUUUCCAUUGGAAAGCAGGAUAGUUGGAGACUUCAAGCUCCACGGAUGGAUGCAGGUGACUCUAUUACAGCUGGAACAGUCCAGCAUCAUGAGGGUCUUGUGCCAAAAGAGUUGUCUCAAGAAGAUAAACAUUUGUAUGCAAUUCGACAGUACCAGCAGCGUCUUGUAGAGCAAAACAGAUUGCAUAGGAAAUCUGUGGAAGAAGCCAGGAAGCAAUUGGAAGAAUAUCAACUUAUGUUGAAAAGACGACAUCCAUCCAUAUUGACUACAGCAAGUCAAUUAUCUACAAAAUGCUCCACAUCACAGCCGCUCCACUAUGAUACACCUGCUGGAACUCAGUCCAAGAUUGAUAUAUCCAGCAGUAAAGCUGAACAGUCUCUUCCUGCACCUGCUGUUCAACAUCUUGAUCUUGUAAAUCAGCCUACAUUUCCAAUUCGGCCACAUGUUGAUUUGAUAACAGCUGGAUUGCCACAUACCAGUACUCACCUACUGCAACACAGUCGAACUGCAUCAUUAUCUGCAGAUGGCAAAGAACCAGUUCCCACCAUUCAUUUACCAAAGUACUCUGAACCUGCUUUUCCUUCAGCAAGAUGUGAACCUUUAGUAACACAAACUUUACCUGAUUCAGCAGGACUUGUGACACGGUCUUUACCUGCACAACAUGUUGUUGUUGAUAGUGAAGGUACACAUCAAAGACAAAUAGAUAGAUUGUUUGAUACUGGAGAAUAUAGUUCUGGAGAUCAUGUUACUAUUACUCAAAAGCAGCCAUUUAUGUGCCAUGAAAGUAUGGGUCACCAUGAUCUAUCAAAACCUGAAAUGCAACCUAUUUUGUCAGAUGCAUGUAGAAGGAAGAGUCCAGAAGUAUCAGAAUCUUGCAGCAGGGCUACAGUUGAGCUGCAGCAAGGAUCCACAGAUGUAUUACAGAUGCAGGCAAGAUUAAUGGAACCGGCUGGCAUUCAGCGAAAGCCCAUGAAGAUAAUGCCAGGGUCAUCAGAAACAUCACUAGGAACACUCAGACACUUGGAGCUGUCAGGAACUUUGGUGAAACAUUCUGAAGCCUUGAAAAAUCAGAAGAGGCUGACUGCAUUAUCAAAAGAUAUUCAGAUUCGACAGGAACACUUGAGAGAGUUGCAACAGCAGCUGGAUAGACAGCGGGAGGCUCUUUUUUCCAAACAGAUGUCACAGGAAGAAAUGCUGAAUGACAGGGAAAAUCAACUCCAGGACCAGAUGCAACAACAAAAGAAAGCCCUGGAGAAUUAUCUUACUGAGAUGCAGUUGGGAAACUCACUGCUGCAUGAAGAAGCAACUGCAUCUCACAAUAACGAUCAACAGCUUGUGAUGUCAUCCUUGCUGCAAACCUUGGUGGAAUUUGAAACGGAAUCAACAAAUGAGAUUCACCAGCUGGAAAAUAUUCAACUUAAAGCACAUGAGCCAACUUCCCAGACGAAUGAACUAUUUUCACAGUGCUAUGACUCUCUCUUUAGAAAAACUGGUGGACGUCAUUUAACAAAUUCAGCAACUGAUCAAGUUUUAGAAGGACAGCUUCAAAACUGGAGGCCUUCUAAACCACCAGUAACCAAAACAAAACUCGGACUCUUUGGGCUUGAUGAACAACAUGAAUUAAGUUCAAUUCAGGAGGUAGAAACACCUCAAAGUGACAGAUUCUCCAUAUUUGUUAACAGGAAUAUAUCUAAAGGAGAUAACUGUUAUUUGCCAGAAGAUCUAUCUUGUUCCGUUCAAGCAGAAAAUGACAUGUCCGUAAUAUCAACAAGUAGCAGCCAGCAAAGUUCUAGUGCCACCAAUAGUGCUUUAGAUUCUGGUAAAUCCGGCAGACGAACCUGGAGAGAGGAAUUGGCAUUGGAAACUGGAAAACCCCCAGAGGAAGGCCCCUCCAUGGCUCCUUCAGCUGCUGGGUCCUGUAUACCAAGUUACUUUGCUGCUGUUGGAGGAAGUGCACUUGUAUACCCUGGGACACCUAUGUCCACAUGUAUAACCAGUAGUCAGGUUAUGCUUCCUUAUUCGUGGGCCUGUGAUAUAUAUGGACCUACUGCUGUUGAAAAAAAUCCACAUCCUGAUGUGAUGUAUCCAUCUUCCACAACCCUGUCCACGGGGAGUUUGAGUGAACAAGAAGUAGUUAGUCCCAUCAGUUCAGGAUUGUGCUCCGAUGUCUUUCCAAGAACAGCGACAAGACCUUUUACUGCUCCACCACGGGUUAGUCCUACAAGUACAUCAAGCUCACCAUCUUCAUCUGGAUACCAGGCACCUGUCGAGAGUGGGGAUAUACAUCCUUGUUCAUCUAAAUUGGAGGAAUAUAGUCCUAAUGAAAGCAAAAUUCAACAAAUAAUAGAAAAGUACACCAGAGAUCUAAAUAAAUUAAUGGAUUCAACUGUAAAACGUCAAGCUUCUGCAACUGGAUUUGACAUUUCUGAUGUGGAGGACCCUAAUUUCUACUCUCCACUGCAGUUUUCCCGACAGGGUUCCUGUCCAGAAUUCUGUCAUUUAGAGCCAAUAACUGAUUUUGGCAUUUCAAGCACAUCAGCAUCUUUCAGCAGUAAGGAAUCCAGUGUCCAAAAUACCACCAGCACAGAAAGUCAGCACUUGCCUAAUUCUGAUAAUGCAUCUGCAACUUCAGAAAUUCAGUUAUGCCAGAGCAGUCUUGCCUCCACUCCUGCGCAUGAGAGAACAGGUUGCAAUAUACAAGAGGAAACUCAACAGAAUUAUGGCAUGGAAAAUAAUGGAUUAGAGUCCUUUCACCUCCUUCAACCAGAAAUCACUGUUAGUGAGUACAGCUUGAACACAGAAAGCUCAGAUGGAGGUUUGAUGAAUGUCCGCACAUUGGAAGAAAGCUCCCACAAUGAAACUACUUCUUCAAACAGUGAAUAUUUUCAUCCGCCUGUCCUUUUAAGACCAGAAGGUGCAGAUGCUGUUGCUGACAUUCAGGAUGUUAUGGAGCAAUUAAGUUGUUCUGACAUAACCAUUGAAAAUCUACGGAAAGGUAGCAUUGAGAGCUCACAAAAGCAUAAUGUUUCAUUUGUCGAUCUAAAUGCAACAAUGAGUACAGUAAAUGAGUUGCCUCUUAAUCAGUAUUCAAUUUUCAAUAAUCAAAAUGGAAACCCAAUAGGUGAUGAAUGCAGCUGUAAAAUGCCAUCAGUGGUCUCACUUGCCAAGAAAUUGAACUCAACUACGGCCAAUGAAAUGAAUAUUCUGUCAAAGGAAGCUCCUGAAUCUAUAUCUGAAGAAAACGCAAAUCAUACUGUUGGUAUACAGCAUGGUGUUUCAGAGCAGGAUGGCCAAGCACCACCUGAGCAUCUGUCUCCUGUAAAAGAAGAAACUGCUCCACUGGAAAAUCAAUUGGAGCAAGAGGACGAUCAGCUGCAUCAGUCAAAUUCUUCAAAGCUCAGAGCAGGGAUUUGUACCUCGUGCAGCUUUGUACCAGUGUGGGAGACCGAGUCAGGUGUUGGCAUCAUGGAAGAACCUGAACUGACACAGGUGACAAUGGAUGAUUCGACUUUUGUAGAAGAUGAAACAACUGAUCCAGAAGGACAGGAACCUAAAGUUGAAAGGCUGAUCUCUAACUCCAAACUUAAAUUUUCUCAGGUAAAGGAAUUCCAGGCAUUAACUGAGAUGACCAAUGACAACAAUUCUCUCUCACAGAAGUUACCAGUUUCAAAUUCUAGUCCAAAUGACAACCAGUCUUCAUCUCAAAGAUCUUCAACAGUUAUGGUAAUUGAGUUUGAUUCAUCUCAUAAGAUUUUCAAUAAAGAAAUUCUGAAGAAAAAACAAAAGUUUAUUGCAAACUCUACUAAACGGUUGGAAGACUUAAAAGGGAAAGUAAGAUCUGAACCCGUACAAUCUGUUCACUCAUUUCUGAAACCAAGAGCGGAAAAAAACCCUGUACAUCAGGACCAACCUUUGCUAUCUGCACCAUCAAUGACAAUUCAACUAAAGAUGGUGGGAGAAGUGAAAGUUUCAACUCCAGAGGACAGAAAAACUGCAGAAAUAGAGAUGCGUCAAAGAACACUCAGACUCUACAGUCAACUAAGUGAGGUCAAAAACAGGAAUGAGGAGGUGAUGAGAUGUGCAAUGAAUUCCAGAAACCGAAAAAAGGCAAAGGAAUUCCAAAAAAAAACACUAGAAAAAUUAAGAGCCAAAAAACAUCGGUGAUCAUUACAGUAUCUGUUUGCAGUGGCUGUUCUACCGAAGCAACAAUCAUUUUUGGCUUUGUUUCAAUUGUAUUAGUCUGUAGACUCGUUACAGUGUGUUUGAAGUAACUUGUUUGUAACGUAAAACCACUUUCUUCAGAUUUUUUCAUUUAAACAGGAUAGCUUAUACCUUAUUUUCAGAAUUUAUUUUCAAAUUUUGUAACUAAAUCAGUGAAUUUUAGGUAUUUAUAAACUGGGUUUCAUAAUAUAUACAUUUUAGUGGAUUGUCAGUUUGUAUAAAAUAAAAUUUUAUGUAAAUUUGCAAAAAAUGUAAUUGCUCAUAUAGAAUAAUUUUGUAAA